This is a messenger RNA of Prosopis cineraria, 4748 nucleotides long. Its product is annotated as calmodulin binding protein PICBP-like. Gene Ontology annotation, molecular function: calmodulin binding. Lineage: Eukaryota; Viridiplantae; Streptophyta; Magnoliopsida; Fabales; Fabaceae. The coding region runs from base 378 to 4442 and encodes 1354 amino acids. The transcript is spliced from 4 exons. The record is from RefSeq and is a predicted model, not a curated record.
UGAGAUUUUUUUUAAUAAAUUCGUGAGUCUAAGUCAGCGCGAGGCCAGUCCAUUAAUCAGCCCCAAGCACACGUCUCACUAGUCUUUCCCCCUCGGUCAGCACCUUCAAGCCGUCUCAUCUCCCAUGCUUUGACAGAUUCAAGGAAAACAUGCCAGACGAGUCAUAGCACAUUUUAAUAUCAAUUUGCCAGCUUUGAUAAGGCAGGCACACUUCACUGUACCAAAUUUCACCUCGGAAUCUCUGUCUCGCGGACUUCUCUUCAAUCUCUUGCUGUCAAGGGCUCACGAGAAGCAUAUCUCCACAUAGAAGAACGAUCCCGCAGACUUUUGAAACUGAAUCAACCUCCAGUUAUUAUGCAAAAUCUGAAACUGAGAGUAUGCCAGAAACAGAAUCCUCUGUUUCUAGUUCUGUUUCUAGCAAUCCUCAAGAUGGGGGUCGAUCGGAACCCAAGAAGAAAUUGAAGGGACUGAGGUCAAUGCGGCUUUUGCGACUGUCGAGCGUGAGGUCGUCCAUUAAAGGACCCAAAUCCCGUUACGAAAAUAUUGAUUCACAAAGUUCAGAACGACCUUCUUCGGUCGAAAUGUCGGAUGCAUCGCCCAAUUAUAUGAAAGCAACCAGCAGUUCUCAUGCAAAGGAAAGCUUUCAGGGUUCCGAGAGAAUCUUCACGAGGAAGAACUUAACAAGAAUACCAACUUUGAAAUUGAGGAGGAAUUUGACCAGAAAGCUAUCUGGAGGGACUGAGUUGAAGAGGAAACUGAAGCCGUCAAGAUCAAUCAAGCACACAUCUGUCAAGGGGCUGAGAUCAUCAAGGCAGGGGACAAAUCAAGACAAGGCAAGCACUUUUAACGACCGUCAGAAUAGUAAGCAUCCAAGUGAGAAUUCUCAGAGAGUUAUGACCAGAAGAUUAAGUUUCAAGCCGGUGCGAAUCUUAAGCAAUCGGUACGUGUUCAGGUCGAGGAAAGUUUCCAAAGAGGAAAGCCUUCAGAUAUUGCAAUCCUCAGACUCAAGUUUGCAUAAAGCCACAUGUUCUUCAACUCUCAAAGAUUCCCAUUUUCCAGAUCAAAUUGAGUUGCCACUUGAAGAGCAUGAAUCUCAAGAAGUACUGUUAACAAGGAAGGUUUGUCCAUAUACUUAUUGUUCUCUUCAUGGUGGUCACCAUGGCAAUAUGCCUCCAUUAAAACGUUUUGCCUCAAUGAGAAGGCGCCAAUUGAAGACACAUAAGAACACAAAAAUGGAGAUUCAGCCUGUUACAAGAUCAAAGCAUUCUGGUAAUAAAAAGAAGGGCAAUCAAACAAGUCAGAGCAUCUGCAGUGAAAAUCCUGAGAAUACAACAGCCCCUUCUCGCAAACCUCAUAAUCAGAAUGAUAAAAAGCCAGCAAGGGACUUUCCUGUUAAGACUCCCAAUGCACUAGCUUCCAGUUUCAAUGGAGGAGGCUCAUCUGGAGGAGAUAAUAAAGAAAACAUAAAUUUCAGAUGUAAUGCCAAGGUGUUGCCUGGUGAAACAUCAUUUCCACAUAAAACUUUUGAUCAGUAUCUCAAUGAUUCUCUUGCAGAAAAUGGGUAUAACUUGUCUUCCUUUCUUGCAAUCAAGGAAUCAAAUUUGGAAUGCUGCCGCACUGUUACUUACGAGGACAAACGAGACUCUGAAGUGAUUGAGACGGCAAGGAACACCAGUAUAGUGGCUGCACGUGACAAAUAUGAUGAAAGCACUCAGUCUGUUCUCAUGGAUGAUGGGACUGAUAUCUUAAACUCUGAAUUAAUGGUGCUUCAAGAUCCUGACCUUUGUGACAAGCAUUCUGGUUUGAUAGACGAUAGCGUAGUGGUUGGUCAUGAGGUUCUUGGAGUAGUAGCUUCCCCAGAGAAACGGGAAGAAAGAAACUCAAUCCUGGAGCUGGCUGAUCCUGAAUCAUCUGGAGAAAGCAUAAAUGCUCAUGAGUUCAGAAGUGCUAGAGAUCAAUCAGAUACAUCUGAUCAAAAUGAUGUUGUGGAGUUAACUUCAACGCCUGCAGCCACGUGUACUGCCACCAAAAUUCAUACAUUGGAGGAAGAAAUAACAGCCAAAGACAAAAAUAUUGACUCACAUUAUGAUAUACUGCAGGAUCCGUCUCCACCGAGAGAAUCUAAUCCUACUCCCACCACCGAUGCAUCUUACAGAAUUCCUGAAGGAGAUAAGAAGUAUAUAAAGAUGUGGCACUUGAUCUAUAAGCAUGCAGUAUUGAGUAAUGCAGAAAAAGAAGACAAGCUUCAAUCUGACCAGGAAGACAAGGAAGCACAAGGGAAAGACGGUUUUUCAUCUAAUGGAGUAAACAACUCUUCUCUUCAGGAUACUGAUGAUGAAAAUGAGAAUGUAGUUGAGCUUGUGCAGAAAGCAUUUGAUGAAAUUCUUCUCCCAGAAAUGGAAGAUAUCUCUUCUGACAAUCACUUAGAAUCUCAAGGCAUGGCUUCAGAUGAGGAGCUCCUAGACCAGAGUCAAGGUAAGGAAAGAGAUAGGAGCACUUCAACAUCCACAGAUUCUCCUCAAGAAGAAGCUACGCUAAAACUUGAUGACGAGGAAGAGAAGGCAUCAGAGAAGAUGGAAGAUAAACCUGAGCCAAAAACACCAAAGAGCUGGAGCAGUCUGAAAAAAUUACUACUCCUGAAGAGAUUUGUAAAGGCGUUAGACAAGGUAAGAAAAAUCAACGUUCUAAAACCCAGACAUUUGCCUUCAGAUGCCAACCCAAAAGUAGAAAAAGUUUAUCUCAGGCAUCUGAUCCCAGGGGAGGGAAAAAAUGUCGAAGAAUGGAUGCUUGACUAUGCACUCCAGAAGGUUAUCUCAAAGCUAGGUCCUGCUCAAAAGCAACGGGUCACACUUUUAGUAGAAGCAUUUGAAACAGUUCUGCCAUUUCAAGACAUUGAAAAUGGCCCACUAUCCUCUGCGACAAUUGAAAAUCAAGCUAGUGCAACUCAAGGCCCUGAUUCUUCAGAUCAUGGCGAGGAAAUAACUGACAGGGAGAGGGAAUAUGACGUUUCAGCCAAACUAUUGCUUGGCAAAGCAUUCCAUUCUCACAGAACUUUUAAAGAACACGCUGAUGAUGCCAGUGACAACCCAAUGACAGAACAAUAUGGCUCUGAUGUGGUUGAAGAGGCCAAAAACAACCCCAGAUCCAGAGCUAUUGAUGGAGAUUGGAUUGGAAAGCAAAUUAUGGCUGGCAAUCAUGAUAAGGAGGAGAACAACACAAUUGUGGAUGAUAAUGUUUAUCCUGCUGGAACCAAAGAUUCAACGUCAUUGUUCUCAGGCACGCCAGUUGACACUACAAGCGCCUCCCUUGAGGAGGAUCAAGCUGAUGAAAUGGUCAAUGGAGUUUCACAAAGCAUGAUAUCUUGUUUGACAACAGAAAUUCCAAGCGGUGAAUCAGAGUCUCAUGGAAGAGAUUUUGAAAAUGAGAAUCUGAUCAGCACAAGCGGGGAACCACUUUCUAUGUCAAAAAGCUUAAUUCUAAAAGGUUUUGUGAGAUCACUGGGAUCUAGUUUGGUCUCUUCAGCAGCUCCUUCAGACCAAUUAGAUGAACCUGUGGCGGGCAGAAAAGAAAGUAUAGUGAAGGCUAAGCCAGAAAUUGAGAACCUUGAACAGUUCCCUCCAGCUGAUGGAACUACGAUCCUACAAGAAAAACAGAACCACACAGGACUAUGGUACUUGGUAUAUAGACGCAUGGCAUCAGGUGUAGCAACAAAUGACUUCAAGCCACUUGUGGAUGGGGAUGAUGAGAAUGAGCAAGGAUAUGAUAAUAGUAGAAUCACUGGAAGUGAUACUUCCAUCUCUCAUGGAAGUAUACCUGUGGCAAAUCAAGAUAUACCCUUAGAAGAUCAUCCUGUUACUGACUCAGAGGUUGAACUUCGCCAGCUUGAAGCCAUCAAGAUUGUAGAAGAAGCCAUUGAUGCAAUUCUUCCAGAAGCACAGGAACAUUCACAUGAUGGUCAGCAAGUCGCUGACAGCAAUAUUUCAGUCAACUCUAUACAGUCCCACAGAGUCGAAGGAGUCAACAGCAGAGACUUGUACCGAAAAGAAGAUAGGGUGACAUCUGAUAAUGGAAUGACCCAAGAACAAGAUGAAGAACCAACAUUGAAGGAGGGAAACAAACCAUUAUCUAGGAAUUGGAGCAAUCUUAAAAAAGUGAUCAUGCUCAGAAGAUUCAUUAAGGCCUUAGAAAAAGUUAGAAAAAUCAAUCCUCAAGGACCUCGAUAUCUGCCCGUUGAGCCUGAUCCAGAAGGAGAAAAAGUAAAUUUAAGGCACCAGGACAUGGGAGAAAGAAAGGGUUCAGAAGAGUGGAUGCUUGAUCAUGCACUUAGACAGGUUGUGGCCAAAUUAACCCCAGCUAGGAAAAAAAAGUGGAGUUGCUUGUGGAAGCUUUUGAAACCGUCAUGCCAACCAUCAAAAACUGAAACUGGCCAGUUUGCAAAAUAGCUUCGUAUGGAAAAUGCAUUCAAGUAAAGCAAGUUGAAGGUGAUGAGCAAGGAAAUGUAGUUUAUCACAAUCCUGCAGGAUGGUUAGGCAGUUUCAGAUUGCCCCAACGUUAGAAGAAACCCAAGACCAUUCAAUAUGCCUGUGAGGAAACCCUUGCAAAAUACGAAGUUAUGAAUCAGGAGAAUAGGAGUUUAGUACAUAGUAAAUUCAUUCUUUGUUUUUUUUUUCUUUUGGUCAUUUAUUUUCCCAUGUGGAUGGGGUUGGAUGUUUGUAAUAAAUUCCCUUAAUAGUUUAGAUUUAUCAUAA